UGACGGAGCGUCAUGGAGUGCGCGCGCUCAGAAUGCUGCAAGCGCCGAUAGACAGGGCGGGACCAAACCGUCAUCCGUGACGUCCUCGAGGGCGUUCACUGCAAAAUGAAGUCAUCGCCGCUAUCGAGCCUUUAUAAGGCCUGUGCGGCGGGAGGGUGAGCAGCAAUCACCGAACCAACCAACCACCCAAGCCAACACACACUCACCCCCCACAACAACAACAAUGGGAUCUGUAUUCUCCGCAAUUGGCGCAGGCCUGAACUCCAUCAUCUCGGCCAUCGCCAGCGUCUUCAUGGCCAUUGUCAGCGCCAUCACCGCUGUCAUCGUCACCAUCUUCGACCUCAUCAUGGACAUCAUCUGCUGCCGCUGCUUCACCGGCCGCAGGCGAGUAGGCACUCGUCGUCGAUUCGGUGGCUCGCGAGCAACGGCGACCUACUAGGCGCCUAGCGGCUACUUUGACGUUUCGCAGCCUCGAGCGCGACGUCUAGCAGCCACGCUCCUGACGUGUGGCUGAGGCCAGCGUCGGGCGCAUGAUACGAAUGGAACGACUAGCUCUCUUACUUUAUCCACUUCUAACAUACCCGCGGCUCUGUAGUUUAGUCUUCUCUGUAUCUCUUACUAGACACGCUGUAUUGCAUCGGAACACGCUUGCAUGCUCUUUCA
Schizophyllum commune H4-8 is the source of this 663-nucleotide messenger RNA. RefSeq lists its product as uncharacterized. NCBI's taxonomy places the organism in Eukaryota, Fungi, Basidiomycota, Agaricomycetes, Agaricales, Schizophyllaceae. The transcript is spliced from 3 exons. The coding region runs from base 224 to 439 and encodes 71 amino acids. The record is from RefSeq and is a predicted model, not a curated record.